This is a messenger RNA of Scomber scombrus (Atlantic mackerel), 564 nucleotides long. RefSeq names its product mitochondrial ribosomal protein L52 (gene mrpl52). NCBI's taxonomy places the organism in Eukaryota, Metazoa, Chordata, Actinopteri, Scombriformes, Scombridae. Gene Ontology annotation, molecular function: structural constituent of ribosome. The transcript has 5 exons. Gene Ontology annotation, cellular component: mitochondrial large ribosomal subunit. The record is from RefSeq and is a predicted model, not a curated record. Gene Ontology annotation, biological process: mitochondrial translation. Bases 2 to 391 code for a protein of 129 amino acids.
CAUGGCGGCCACCAUUAGGACAUUGUGCUGCUCAGUGUUGAGACACUCAAACAGGCAGCUCAGCACAACAUGCCGAGUUCAAGCUGGAGAGAAAUGGAGGAAAGAACAUGGACUUGCCCGAAGUGGCACAGAAUACGGACCUCUGACAGAUCUACCUGAUUGGUCUUUUGCAGAUGGACGACCAGCACCUCCAUUGAAGGGAAUGCUGAGAAGAAAGCAAGAGAGGGAAGUUUUAGCAAGGCGCAUCGUGAUGCUGAGCUCUGAGGUGGACCAAGGGAUGGAGACGUGGAGAGAGAAACAGGAGGAAGCCAAACGGGUGGAGGAGCACAAAAAAUCUCUUUUACUGAAACCUAAAGGGAAGCUUUUAAGGAAGAAAAAUCCUCAAAGUUAGAAACAGCUCAUCAUCGUAAUAAUAUAGUUUUUCUUAACGGUAUAUCGAUAUAUGUCAGUUAAAUAUUUAUAAGGUCUCAAUAUGUCUUCUUCUGCCUUAUAGUUUGUGUUUUUCUGUAUUCAUGAACUUGUGUUGCAGUCGCUGAUUGUUUUCAUUCAAUAAAUGAUUUAUAC